GGCGGCGGCGGCCACCCAGCACUCCGCGAGGACGCACAGCCGCGUGGCACAGUGGAGCGACAUCACGAUGGACGAUAACGAACUGCAGGUGGUCAUCGAGGAGAUGGUGGAGGGGGCGUCGCCGACCGAGCCCGAAGCACCGGCGGGGGCGGCGGCCCGGGCGCGCCUGACGCCGUGCGCGCAGGCUGCCGCUGCUGCGACCAGCGUCGUCGUGCCAUCGCAGGUGCUGGUCGACGUGCAUGCGGAGCAGCAGCAGCAGCAGCAGCAGCUGAGAAUGACCGGUGUAGACGUCAGCCACGGCCCGGGCGAAGUCAACAACAUCGUGUCACUACCCGCAAAUGUCGGCCACGCAGGCAACCUCGCCUCGCUGCCUGGUAACAUCGGGCAUGCAGACAGCAUCGCCGUGCUGUCUGCCAAUGUUGAGCAUGCAGACAACAUCACCUCGUUGCCAGGCAACGUUAAACAUGCAGCAGACAGCAUCACCCUGUUGCCUGGCAACAUCGAGCAUGUAGAAAGCAAUGCGUCGGCUCAUGCCAAUGUGGGGCAUACAGCAGACAAAAUUGCAUCGUUACCUGCCAUUGGCGGGCACACAGACAGCAUCGUGCCUAACUUCAGGCAGGCGGACAGUAUUGUCUUAGUACCGGCCAAUGUCGCGCACGUCGGAGGUGUGAACACUGCAGGGGAGCGUGUCCUUGACCCUCCUCCUGCCGCUGCCGCCGACCUGCUCACCAGGGGGCUGGAUGAGGCGAACUUGCAGCUGCUCGCGUGCGAUCCAUCGCUCGUCGCCCAGUACGACACUGCCUGUGCAGCGGCGCACCCUGGUGGCCAGCCCCCCGACGCUUGCUCCGUACCCGAGAGUGCGGCCGACAAGCCGCCGCAGAAGCGGCCGACGUCGCUGAAUAUUCGGCCGAGAGAAUUCGCGCAGGCGACGGCGCCAUCUAGUGAAGCAUCGUCGGCUUCUAGCGUGGAGGAGGUGCUGGAGACAUCAACGUCUGAGGGCGCUAAGCAGCCAGUACUAGGCACAGACACAGCGGAACCCGGCUCUCCAUCGCUACAAAACGUUCUAGCAGCGAUCAGCCCGGAGCAGCGACGGCUCGGCAAGCUGCGCCCGUACUGGGUACCGGACAACGAAGCGCCAAACUGCAUGAACUGCCACACGCGAUUCACACUGACGAAGCGACGCCAUCACUGCCGUGCUUGCGGCAGGGUUAUGUGUGCCACCUGCUGUCAUGUGAAGUCUAAGCUUCAAUAUAUGGAAAACAAAGAGGGGAGGGUGUGUCAGGACUGCUAUAACACGAUGAACAGAGUGCUAGCAUUAGAGCACAUGAAUACACCCCCACGGACAUUACCAAACCCUAACAACCCCGCUGAGUACUGCUCAACUGUGCCGCCGCUAGAACAAGCCCAGGCUGCUGCCAAUCAACCUCCGCCCACUGUUCUAGUGCCUGUCGGUGUCCUCAAGACGGAAGGCUCAACAAAGCGCCCUGGUGAGAGGAAGCAGGUUAUGUUCUCAGAUGGUAUCCGGCCGGGAGGUGAUCUUACUGAGCUAGAUGGUGGAAGUGACCAUCGUCCACUUCGCAGAUUAGCAGGACAUGGGCGCGUGCAGAAGCGCGUCGUGUCCCCUAUUACACCUCCAGGCGACAAUUCGCCACGGCAGGGCGUGCCAAAGCGAAUCAUCCAGACGAUUGCUGGAACGGGGAAUAAUCGAUUGCAGAGUCUUAUCCCCGAUGGUCCGAAUCAGCUGCCACCUGUGAUCAUUCCAACGGAUACAGAAGAUAUUAUGAUAGAACAAAAUCCCAAACACGAGAGAAUGCUAUCAAUAAUAAAAGAUGAGUCAUCGGAGCCUGUAACAUUUUUGAUCAACAAAAAUCUCAACGUAUUGGUUAAGAUGUUUACAUUGGACUGCUGCGUGAACCGUCAGUGCUGGUGCUUUGCGUCAAACGGCAUGUGCACGGUUGGGCAGGAUGAGCUCGUCAUCGUGCUCGAGGCCCUGCCAGACGAGGAGAUAAUACCCUGCGACGUCCUGCUGCACCUCAACAGCAUCUACCAGGACGCCAGCCAAGGAAAGCGGGUACACCACAUGGGCCAUUCCAUCUUGGAAACGCCAUUUCUGGAGUCACGGGACCAUUGCGGAUUCUUGUAUAUGCGGCCGACAUUCCAGUGUCUCAACAAGCUCAUUGUUCCUGAGGCACCGUACCUGUUUGCUGUGCUCCUGCAAAAGUGGGAGAUACCAUGGGCUAAGGUGUUUCCUAUCAGGCUCAUGCUGCGGCUAGGUGCAGAGUUCAGAUACUACCCCUGUCCACUGGUCAGCGUACGAUUCAGAAAGCCUGUUUACUGUGAGAUUGGACAUACCAUCAUGAACAUUCUAGCAGAUUUAAGAAACUAUAAAUACCAGCUGCCUCAAUUAAAGGGUAUGACCAUCCACAUGGAGGACAAGAAGACCUACAUUAACUUCCCCCGAAAUCGAUACAAUGAGAUAAUUAAAGUUGUUAAUAACAGUAAUGACCACGUGAUGGCGCUAGGGGCAAACUUUAGCAAAGAAGCAGACUCCCAUCUUGUGUGCAUACAAAACGAUGAUGGUAACUACCAGACUCAGGCUAUUAACAUUCAAAACAAGCCCCGCAAAGUGACGGGAGCGAGUUUUGUUGUGUUCAACGGCGCGCUGAAGCCAGCGUCUGGACUGACAGCUAAGUCGAGUAUAGUUGAAGAUGGGCUGAUGGUGCAAAUCGUACCUGAAGACAUGGCCACCCUCAAGCAGCUGCUGAGAGAGAUGAAGGGCUAUACGAUAGGAUGUGGAGCAAUAGCAGCGAGCCAGCCAGACGAGGUUGUGGAGAUACGAUGGGUGGAAGAUGAUAAGGAUGUAAAUAUUGGAGUGAAAAGCCAGAUUGAUGGAAGACUGAUGGAUGGCGUGACAAGCCUGCGUAUUCACAACAGCACUGAUUACCUAGGAGACUCUAGGGUGAUACGCUGGACUGAAGUCUUUCUACUGCAGGUGCCAGAUGGCAGCUCAAGAAGUUGGGGUGAUCCACUGGACCUGAGUCGGCUGGCUGAGACGCUGGCUCGUGCGUGCUGCGUGGCGUUGACGGAGCAUCUAGACAUGCUGAAGGAUGCUACAAUGAGCAGACUUGGCCUGCGCGUCACCAUCGACACAGAGAAGGUUGGCUACGAGAUUGGUUCGAAUGGGAUGACAUUGUCACGAGACUACAUGAAUGACCUUGACACUCAGCUCAUUCCUGUCAUUCACCAAGCUGCAUCCCAGAACCAGGAUGGGCCAAUCACGCUCGAGCUCAUCUUCCACAUCCUUGAAUAAGCAGCCAGCAUACGCUGAUCUGACAGCAUGUAAAGUGCAUGUAGUUUUUACUGGAGAGUUUCUAUCAUUGUUGGUGAGAUACCAACCGUGCAGUUAGAAGGGCACAUCCAUUUAAUUGUAAUAAUUUAUAGACGCUCAGUUUGCGGAAUGGGUUUACUUUGUUUCCAAUAAGGUGUCUGCUACUGUUUACAAGUACUUUGCGAUUAUAAAGCAAACACUCAUAAAUAUAUUUUAAUUGAUAUAUAAUUUCGCGUUUUUAAUCUUGCAGAUUGAAGUCAGUAGAAGGUUCGAACAUAUACCAGAGUAGCCAUACACUGGCUUGUCAUCUUUCUAUUCUUGUAUUGGCUAGUUUUUCCUAAUUUUCCUGCAGUAAUAGUUUUGGCUGCGUGGUAGUUGAAUAUAAUUAGUACAUUUUGUUUUCUUGUCAUUCGUUUCUCUACUCUGGGAAAAGUUGGCUGCACGAGUGCAUUAGUCAUAAAAUAUAAUGAUCCAUUAAGACGGUGAAUGUAGAAGCCAUCAGGUUAAACGAAAUAUAAAUCUGUAUGUAUAUGAA
This is a messenger RNA of Priapulus caudatus, 3863 nucleotides long. RefSeq names its product zinc finger FYVE domain-containing protein 9-like. The transcript is spliced from 20 exons. Bases 68 to 3310 code for a protein of 1080 amino acids. Lineage: Eukaryota; Metazoa; Priapulida; Priapulimorpha; Priapulimorphida; Priapulidae. Gene Ontology annotation, biological process: endosomal transport. Gene Ontology annotation, cellular component: early endosome membrane. Gene Ontology annotation, molecular function: metal ion binding. The record is from RefSeq and is a predicted model, not a curated record.